AUGGCCGGAGUAGCGAGGGCACUCAACCUGGUGUACCGCAUGGCGGUGCCCGCGACGGCCGGAGCCUUCCUGGCUAGCCAGUCCAUCUUCGACGUCAAGGGCGGGACGCGCGCCGUCAUCUUCGACCGCCUCUCCGGAGUCAAGGACACGGUCGUCAACGAGGGGACUCACUUCCUCAUCCCCUGGCUGCAGAGGAGCAUCAUCUUUGACGUUCGCACCAAGCCGAGAAGCAUCUCUACGACUACGGGCAGCAAGGAUCUCCAGAUGGUCAGCCUGACCUUGAGGGUUCUUCACCGUCCUAAUGUCAAGGAGCUUCCCAAGAUUUACCAGAACCUCGGACCCGACUACGACGAGCGUGUCCUCCCCUCUAUCGGAAACGAAGUCCUCAAGGCCAUCGUGGCCCAGUUCGACGCCGCCGAGCUCAUCACCCAGCGCGAGGCCGUCUCUCAGCGCAUCCGGAACGAUCUGACCCUUCGCGCUGCCGAGUUCAACAUCGCCCUCGAGGACGUGUCCAUCACCCACAUGACCUUUGGCCGCGAGUUCACCAAGGCCGUCGAGCAGAAGCAGAUUGCCCAGCAGGACGCCGAGCGUGCCCGCUUCAUCGUCGAGAAGGCCGAGCAGGAGCGCCAGGCAAACGUCAUCCGCGCCGAGGGCGAGGCCGAGAGCGCAGACACCAUCUCCAAGGCCGUCGCCAAGUCGGGCGACGGCCUCAUCCAGAUCCGAAAGAUCGAGGCCAGCCGCGAGAUCGCCCAGACUCUGGCCUCGAAUCCCAACGUCGCCUACCUCCCCUCCGGAGGCAACGGAAAGGGCGGGCAGUACCUCCUAUCUGUCGGUCGUGCCUAA
Messenger RNA from Geosmithia morbida, 843 nucleotides. Its product is annotated as prohibitin 1. The record is from RefSeq and is a predicted model, not a curated record. NCBI's taxonomy places the organism in Eukaryota, Fungi, Ascomycota, Sordariomycetes, Hypocreales, Bionectriaceae. The coding region runs from base 1 to 843 and encodes 280 amino acids. Gene Ontology annotation, biological process: mitochondrion organization. Gene Ontology annotation, cellular component: membrane; mitochondrion. The transcript is spliced from 2 exons.